Pygocentrus nattereri (red-bellied piranha) is the source of this 1780-nucleotide messenger RNA. RefSeq names its product peptidase M20 domain-containing protein 2. Gene Ontology annotation, molecular function: dipeptidase activity. The record is from RefSeq and is a predicted model, not a curated record. Lineage: Eukaryota; Metazoa; Chordata; Actinopteri; Characiformes; Serrasalmidae.
ACAGCUUGUGGAAACAGCUCACGUUAUGGACAGGGCCAUCUGCUGAAGCGUGCUGUAGAGUGCCAGCUUCUCCAAGCCUGACCAGCCAUUUGUCCUUAAGAGACCUGACAUGCAGUGACCCAUCCACGUAAGCAGCAGCAAGCAAUAAAUCGCCUUUCUGCAAAUGUAUUGAUUUAUAAAGUUGAGAAACCAAGUGCAUUGAAGCCUGAGCUUUUGUCUUAAUAUAGCCGUGAUUCAGUGCCUUCUUCCUCAAGUGGCUCUGGUGCUCAGAGGAAUGUCUGGAAUCCUGCGAGAACUGAAGCAGCAGGUCUGCAGUUCCAUUGACCAGGCCAGGGACAAACUCCAUCGAUUAGGAACGGCCAUAUGGCACUGCCCGGAGCUGGCAUACAAAGAAAGGCAGUCUCAUGACAUACUGGUGCGUUUUUUUUUUUUUGAAGUGGAAACCAGGUGGAACGUUGAGCCGCACUUCAAACUGGACACUGCGUUCCGUGCCUCAUGGGGGCCGGUGGGAGGCAGCGACAGCGACCCCACAGUAAACAUUGGAUUCUUGUGUGAAUAUGAUGCUCGGCCAGGAAUAGGACAUGCAUGUGACCACAACUUGACCGCAGAAGCUGGAGCUGUAGCAGCAGUGGGCCUGAGGGCUGCAUUGAAGAGCGUUGCAGACCGUCCAGUGCACGCCAAGGUGACUGUGCUGGGAACUCCAGCAGAAGAGGAAGGUGGGAGGAAGACUGACCUGCUGCGGGAAGGAGCCUUUGAGGAUGUGGAUGUCGUGUUAAUGGCCCAUCCCUCUCAGGAGGAUGCCACCUACAUCCCUGAUGUGGCUGAACAUGAUGUGGUGGUGAAGUACCAUGGACGAGCAUCUCAUGCGUCUGCGUACCCCUGCGAAGGCGUGAAUGCAUUAGAUGCUGCCGUGAUGGCCUACAGCAACCUCUCUGUGCUCCGGCAGCAGCUCAGGCCUGACUGGAGGAUCCACGGGAUCAUAAAGCACGGAGGUGUGAAGCCCAAUAAUGUCCCUGAUUACAGUGAGCUAGAGUAUUAUUUACGCACCCCCUCCCACAGGGACCUGGCCACUAUCAGAGCCAAGGUGGAGGCCUGCUUCAGAGCUGCUGCCAUGGCAACAGGCUGUGAGGUCGAGAUCCUGUUUGUGAAGAACGAGUUUUACGAAAUCCUGAGGAACCACACACUGGAGGGCCUGUAUGAGGAGAAUGGAACUCUAGGAAUGAACUUUAUCACAGAGGACUCCUCUGGCUCUUCAGAUUUUGGGAAUGUGACCCAUGCUCUUCCUGCUCAUACUUAUUUCUACAUCGGAUCUGAUGCCCUCAAUCACACUGAGGAAUAUACAGCUGCUUCUGGUGCAGAGAAGGCUCAGUUUUUCACCCUCCGUGCUGCCAAAGCCCUGGCUAUGACUGCAGUGGAUGUGCUCUUUGGCCCAGGGGUUCUAGAAAGGGUCAGGAAAGAGUUUACAGAGGCCAAAGUCAUUGAGGAAGAAGGCCUGAAACGCCAGCAAAAAAAACAUGCUGAAGCAGAGCCCAACAAGAGCCAAGAUGCAACCACAUACAACACAGUUUAAAGGCAUAACUUGGAGAAAAUCUUAGUUUUAAUUUCUCAGACCACUAUUUUAUAUUUUAAAGGUAGCAAUUAGGAACAGGAAUGGUUAGUCAUGGUUAGUUUUGUGUGUGUUGUGCUGGUAUGAGUGGAUCAGACACAGCAGUGCUGCUGGAGUUUUUAAACACCUCAGUGUUAUUGCACACACUAACACACCACCACCACAUCAGUGUUA